AAAAAAAAGAAAUAAAAAAGAGCUCACAAAAGAAGAAGAAGAGUAAGCAAAGCAAGCAUUUCUUCUUCAGUUUUUUAAUGAGAAGAAAUGGAAGAAUCUGUCUCUAGAGCAUUAAUGGAGUCUGAUUUUGUGGAAACCAAAGUAUUGGAAGCCUUGAUUGGUGCGUUUAGUUCAACAUUCUCUCUUAGGGAGAUAGCUUAUGCGUAUUGCAAAGCUGGCCGUAAUCCAGACAUGGCAGCCCUCAGAUGCUUUAUGAUGGUGCUGGAAAGUUGAAGAAGAACUACUUUAAUGCUGCACCUGUCGUUAGUACAACUCAAUGUGAAACAAGUUGUAUAUAAUCAUCAGCUUCGUGUGAAGGUGUUGCUGACAACACAAAUUGUGCAGAUAAUAGGAACUCUAUGGCAUCAAAAGCGACAAAGAUGGCUAUUUCAAUGUGUUGUGCUUCUGGUGUUAUCGGUAAGGGGCAUGCGAUGCCCAACACACCUGUUUGGGGUCCCAGGAGCUUCAUAUGGCCUUCAUUGUCAGAAACAUUGUGUGAGAGUGUCGCUUACAAGCCAAAUUGGGGUGCAAUUAAGGGUUCAAUUGCAUCAAAACAGAAGAAACUGGCCUUGUCUGUUGGUAGUGCUUCUGGUGAGGGGUAUGACAUGCGCAACACACCAGCAUAUGGUCCCGUGAGCAAAACUGAACCAUUGGAAUUGGAUAUGAAGGAGGACCUUCCCAUUGAUGAACUCAUAGAUGAAGAUGUUUUAUCAGAUCCAACAGCAAAGGAGGACCAAAUGCGUACAGAACCAGGGAAGAUUUUUGAGGGUGGAAUGUCAUGCGAAACCGAUGAAGCUACUUUGAAAGAUUAUUUUAACAAGUUUGGUGAAGUUGUGUGGACUAAUAUUCUGAUAAACAGGACAACAGGUUGUUCAAGAGGUUUUGGGUUUGUUCGCUUCUCAGAUAAUUCUGUAGCUGAUAAAGUUCUUUUAGAAAAGCAUGUCAUUCUUGGAAAAAGGGUAGAUGUAGGAAAAGUAGUGCUAAGAGGUGAACAUAAUAGUCCUCAUAAUCGAAAGGGUUUUAAUAAGAGUAGUUCUCACAAUCAAAAGGGUUUUAAUAAGAGUAAUGUACAACGAGGAUUUAAAGCUUAUUUUGAGAAAUUUGGUAGAACUACUGAUGUUGCUAUUAUGUACUAUAAUUUUUCACUUUUGAUUCUGAGGAGGCUGUAGAAAAUGUAAUGCAGAAGAGGUUCCAUGAGUUGAAUGACAAAGUUGUUAAGGUUAAGAGCACCUAAAGAUGGGAGUAAUAAUGGUCACAAUGGUGGUUAUAAUAUGAGAGUGAAUGGUGGAAAAGGUGGAUCUCUUUUUCGUGGUGGACAAGGUGCUUACAAGCCAAACUGGGGGACAGAUAAUGGUUCGAAGGCAUCAAAAUCGAAAAAACUGGACUUGUCAGUUGGUAAUGCUUUUGGGAAGGGGAAUGCGAUGCGCAACAGACCUGCAUAUCGUCCCGUGAGCGCAACUAAGCCAUUGAAAUUGGAUAUCAAGGACCUUCCGAAUAAUGAACUCUUGGAUGAAGAUGUUUCAUCAGAUUCAACAGCAAAGGAGGAACAAAUACAUACAGGUGCUUGGGGCCAUGAUUGGGAAAUGGUGUAGUAGCUGUUCUCCUUUUAACAAGAUCUUCAUAACCUUGCCUGACAACUUAAGCCUGAUGUCGUUGUGAACAUAACAUUAGGUGAAUAAGAAGCGUAGUUUAUUUGGAGACGGAAAUUCCUUCGUUAUCAGAAUGAAAGUUUAUAUGCCUUUUAGAAACAUGCAUAUUCAGUCACUUGUAAAGAUUUGGGGUUCUGCCUUCAUAUAGCUUUCUAUGGUGCCAACUUUAUUAGAAUUUUCUUGUUAUGUUAACCGCAAUUCCUUUUGGUCUUGGGUCUGAUACUACUUGAAGUAUCUAGUAGUAGUACUACUACUUUCGGAAUCUCUAAUGUUCAAUUUGAAUAGUUUUGUUUUUA
Molecule: messenger RNA, 1984 nt
Organism: Papaver somniferum (opium poppy)
Lineage: Eukaryota; Viridiplantae; Streptophyta; Magnoliopsida; Ranunculales; Papaveraceae
Product: RNA-binding protein Musashi homolog Rbp6-like
Exons: 4
Coding region: 399-1208 (269 amino acids)
Molecular function (GO): RNA binding
Source: RefSeq, a predicted model, not a curated record